Entrophospora sp. SA101 is the source of this 906-nucleotide messenger RNA. Lineage: Eukaryota; Fungi; Glomeromycota; Glomeromycetes; Entrophosporales; Entrophosporaceae. The record is from the annotation of a GenBank genome assembly.
AUGACUACUGAAACAAAAAAAAGAAUAAACUAUUUUUAUGAUUAUGAUAUCAUUGGGUUUGAUCAUGGUUCAAAUCAUCCAAUGAAAACAUUAAGAGUACAGAUGACUCAUGAUCUAGUUAUGAAAUAUGGAUUGUGCAAGAAAAUGGAAAUCUUUAGACCUAGACCAAGUACAUUUGAUGAAUUAACACAAUUCCACACAGAUGAUUAUAUAAAUUUUUUGGAAAAAAUUACACCAGAUAAUAAGGACUAUUUUUUUAAAGAAUGUACUAAAUUCAAUGUUGGUGAAGAUUGUCCAGUGUUUAUGGGAUUACUUGAUUAUUGUAAAAUAGCAACAGGAGGAUCUUUAGAGGGUGCGGCAAGGUUAAAUUAUGGAUUAUGUGAUAUAGCUGUUAAUUGGGCAGGAGGGUUACAUCAUGCAAAAAAACAAGAAGCUAGUGGUUUUUGUUAUGUUAAUGAUAUAGUUAUCUCUAUUUUAGAAUUAUUACGGUUUCAUCAACGUGUACUCUAUAUAGAUAUUGACAUUCAUCACGGAGAUGGUGUAGAAGAGGCAUUUUAUAAAACAGAUCGAGUGAUGACGCUGAGUUUUCAUAAUUAUGGAGAAUUUUUUCCAGGAACUGGAGAUGUCAAUGAUGUUGGUAUUGGCAAAGGAAAAUAUUACGCAGUAAAUUUCCCUUUAAGAGAAGGGGUUGAUGAUGAAACAUAUAAAUUUGUGUUUGAGCCAUUCAAUAUACCAAUGCUAAUAUUAGGAGGAGGUGGUUAUACUAUACGUAAUGUGUCUAGAGCUUGGGCAUAUGAAACUGGAGUGGUAGUUGGACAAGAAAUUGGACCAGAGUAUAAACUAGAUGUAUUGUCAAGCAACAUGGAAAAUAAAAAUACAAGAAAAUAUUUAGAAAAAACAAUGUAG